Pogona vitticeps (central bearded dragon) is the source of this 4131-nucleotide messenger RNA. The record is from RefSeq and is a predicted model, not a curated record. NCBI's taxonomy places the organism in Eukaryota, Metazoa, Chordata, Lepidosauria, Squamata, Agamidae.
AGGCGGGCUUUGAACCCGGGGCGGGCGGGGUGGACAGGCGCGAAACGAGACGGGGCCCGCUGGCCUCAGAGACGCCUUGCAUAAGCCCUUAUUGAAGGGUCCCUUUACUUGUCUGUUUACAAUAAUUCUAUCCAGCCCUUCUCCCCGACAGGACCCAAGGCGGCUGAUAACCAUUGAAACAGCAUAUAAAAGCUAAAAAGCAAGGUGAUCCUGAAAGCCCAGAAAUGAAGGAGUUGCCACCAGACACUGUUCGACUCCUUUCGAGUUCACAAGUGAUCACAUCAGUUGUCAGUGUGGUUAAAGAACUGGUCGAGAAUUCUUUGGAUGCUAAUGCAACAACUGUUGAUAUUAAGUUGGAAAACUAUGGUUUUGAUAAGAUUGAGGUGCGAGACAAUGGUGACGGGAUCAAGGCUGCUGAUGUCCCCGUCAUGGCAAUGAAGCACUACACUUCAAAAAUAAGCUCUACUGAGGACCUUGAACGCUUGACAACAUACGGUUUUCGUGGUGAAGCCUUGGGUUCCAUUUGUUCCAUAUCAGAGGUCCACAUUACAACGAAGACAGCUAAUGAUGAUUUUAGCACCCAAUACAUUUUGGAUAGAAGUGGUCAUGUAACUUCUCAAAAACCAUCUCAUCUCGGACAAGGUACAACUGUAAUAGUUCUGAAGCUAUUCAAGAAUCUGCCUGUGAGAAAGCAGUUUUAUUCCACUGAUAAAAAAUGUAAGGAAGAAAUUAAAAAAAUUCAGAAACUUUUGAUGGCCUAUGGCAUCAUAAAACCAGAACUGAGGAUAACAUUUACACAUAAUAAGGCCAUAAUGUGGCAAAAGACCAGGGUAUUGGAUCACAAAAUGGCUUUCAUGUCAGUGGUGGGAACUGCUGUGAUGAGCAGCAUGGAACCUUUUCAGCACCACUGCGAAGAUCCUGAGGUAUUUCUCAGUGGCUUCCUUCCAAAGCCUGAUUCAGAUCACCAUUUGACAAGUCAUUCAAAUGGAGACAAAAGCUUCAUGUUCAUAAACAAACGACCUGUGUGUCAGAAACAAAUUCUCAAGUUGACUCAACGGUAUUAUAACGAGAAGUUGAACAAAGAUUCCAGUCGUUUAUACCCUGUUUUCUUAAUCAGUGUUGCUAUUCCUCCAUCUGCUCUGGAUGUCAACUUAACACCAGAUAAAUCUCAAGUACUGCUGCAUAAUAAGGAGUCCAUUUGUCAAGCUAUGGAUGAUGUUUUGACAUCCAUGUAUGGACCUCUGUGCCAAACUACUUCUUGUGGAACAGACAAAACUGAUGCUACUGCAGGAGACCUGUCUUUUAGUGAGGCAGCACAAACAGGUGUAUCUGUCAAUGAAACUAAGUCCGAUCAACAUAUAGAUCCACAUGUAUGUGGACCAUUAUUUUCAUUUCGUAAUGAUGCGCAAAACAGUGAGAUAGGAAAAACCAUGGAAGUCUGUUUAGAAAAUCAAACAUUGUAUAAUAAUUCAGCUCAGAUUUUCCCUAGCAAAACAGAUAUAUCUGGCAAUGAAACAGAUGGAUCUAACAGUUUUCAGGAUGGCUCACUCAGUAAAUUAGUAUGUGAGGACCAGCAAGAAAAUUCUAAGGUAAUAUUUAACUUAGACAGCAAUACCUUAAUGGGCAUUAGUUCUAAAAAUAGCAUUGAGGAUGGUUUGGGAAAUGGCCUUUUCCAAGAAACAGAAAAAGGAGUGGGAACUGUAACCCUAAAAGAUUCUUUUGAAGUCACAGCUGAUAAAUGGAGUCUGGGGAAUGCAUUUAAAAGUUCCAGAGGGGAAAACCUGAACCCUGUUCAGAUUUUAAUUCCCCAGAGAGAAGAAAUAAGAGCCCAAACAAAGAACAGUGGAGAUGACCAACAAAAACUUCAACAGAAAGAUGACAGUCGGAACAUGAAAAAAACAAAUGUUGUAGAUAAUAAAGUGGGACAGAUUAAAGCCUAUGAUAUGAUAAGCAGCCAGAUAAUAAGGAAACCAAUGUCAGCAUUUGCCCUCUUUGCUCAAGACCAUCGUCCUGGGUUGUUGACAAAAAAUGCCAAAGUGAGUGCAGAAGAACUAAUGCUAAAAAUGGAAGAAAUGUGGAAGGCACUGGAGGAGGAAGACAAAAAAAAAUAUGAGGAAAAAGCUGUUAGAGACUUGGAGCGCUACAGUAGGCAAAGCAGAAAUGCAAAGAAUGAAUGUAUGCAGAGAUCAACAAAAGAAAAAGAGAAACGACAGAAGGCCAAACUGAAAGACUGUCUAUCUAAUCAGCUGAAGCUUGACACACUUUUUAAUUCUCCAGUGGAAAAGAAAAAUAUUUGCCAGACAGCAAAAAUUUUACAAGUGCCCUUCUCUAUGGAUUCUCUGAAACAGAAACUUCAUGUACUUGAACAGAACAUAUCGGAUAAAGAUGAACAUUGCCUCAUUCACCUUCUGAAUUUUCCUGAUGCAUGGAUAAUUGCUUCUCAGACAAAAAUAAUUAUGUUGAACCCAUACAGAGUAGAAGAAGCCCUUCUGUUUAAAAGGCUUCUUGAGCAUCAUAAACUUCCUAUAGAGAAGCUGGAGAAGCCAAUUGUGUUAACUGACAGUCUUCUCGGUGGGCCAAGUUAUAUGGAAGUUCUUUGCAGCAUGCCCAAGAAAAGUGUACAGUUUGAUGGAUCAUCCUACUUGUUGGAUUCAAGGCUUAUAUCAAAUGGAUUUAAGAUCAAAAUUAUACCAGGUACUUCAGUUGUAGAAAAUCAGCUGGAAAUAGAAGGAAUGGCCAACUGUCUCCCGUAUUAUGGUGUAGCAGAUUUAAAAGAAAUUCUGAGAGCUGUGGUAAAUAAUAAUGCAAAGGAAGUACAUGAGUGUAGACCACUUAAAGUGGUAAACUACUUGGAGGGAGAAGCGGUGCGACUCUCUCGGCAGCUCCCCUUGUAUUUAUCAAAGGAAGAUGUACAAGACACUGUAUGCAGAAUGAAGAAGGAACUGGGAUAUCAGCAUAAAAGCUGUGUUCAUGGCCGACCUCUUGUUCAUUAUUUAACAGAAGUCCCACAAACUAACUAGCAAAUAAACAGUUCACACAAAAUCAUGUUUUAUACUUUUAUAUAUGUUAUAAUGUGGAAAUUGCUGUUUGUACAAUGAACAUAAGCAUUGGCUUUGUCUAUUAAAAUAUAUUGUAAAUAAUCCAUUGCUUUUCUUAAACAAAUAUGAUGUUGAAAACUACUCAUGACUCUUUCCAAGUGAAUGGACAAUUAAGGGUGAGAGCAGGUCUGCAUUUGUCCCUGAGAUACUAACUGAUUUCACAGCUUUUCAUACUAGACAAAGUUCACAAAAUAAAGUGUACAAUGCAGAACUGCUAAUAGUGACAGGGAAAAGAUAAAGAGUAUAAUUUUCUUAACAAUGAAGAAUAAGUGAGGAAGCAAUCAGAUCUAAAGGAAAAAGUACAUUCAAAUCUAGUUAUCUUUGACAUAUGCAUUUUUUCAACAAAAUUCUCAGUGUAUGAGAAAGCUGUUCAGAUAUAGUAGUGGAUCAGUAGAGAUACACGUGUAGCAGCAGCUUCUUGAUAUGGGUUGCCUUGUUGGAAUUGUUCAGACAGAUGCAGAAGAUGUGCAUUCAGACAUAGCAUACAUAUUGUUAGGAAUGUAGGGUCUUAUAAAAUUGAACUGUGGCUGGGGCAAUAGUGCAAAAGAAGGUUCGCAGGACUCGGGUACUGUAUAAUAUUUUAAAGGGUGUUAGCAAAUUUCUAUGUUAUAGUAUGCAACUUUUUAUAAAAUGCAUGUAAAUGGCAAAUACAUAUUAGCAGUAUUAUUUGUAAUAUAAUGAGUUCUUAAAUGUAACUUUGAACAGGACACUUCCUGUUAACUGUUGCUGUGCCAAAAGGCAAGGAAGCCCUAGGCCAUUUAUUGUGAAGCAAAUUAUUUUCAGAUUGCUGAUUGCUUUAAAAAUGAAAGAUUGUACAAGACUGACCAGAAACAAAGCUAAUUUUGUAGGUUUCUUUCUCUAUAAAACAAUGGCUGUCUUUUCCACAAUGCAACACUGGAUGUCUAUGAUAUAUGGCUGACAUCUGAAAGCAAGAAACUAUACUUAAGAUUACUUGAUGGUUUCAGUAGUUCCUGUACAUCAGUGGUCCCCAACCUUGGGCUUCCAGAUAUUCUUGGACUACAACAGCCUUCAC